AUGCAUCACAUUCCUGACUGCAACUUUCAUGAAUGGGUUUUGAUUUCUGCUCAGCCCCAGCUACUUCUGUGGAUGCAGAGUUUUUGUAACACUUUGUGUCACCAAAAUUGUCCUUUCAAUACCUCUGGGUUCAUCAAGAACCAAAAGGUUUUGACGACUCGAGGCAAGCAGCCGUCACAGAUCGUCUACAUUUGUACGAGUAGUGAUGUGCAAGGGUUUGUCAACCCUCCAAGGGUCAGGGGUAAGGGUCAGGAGGGUAAGGGUCAGGGUAAGGAUUUUGUGACCCUCAACAAACCCUUGACCCUUCUGAAGGGUCAGGGGUUUUUCAGGGGUUUUUUUAGGGGUUUCAUUUCUCUAAUAUCAAGUCAUUUGCUCCAAACCCUUGUUCAAACCCUGCUGGGGUUUCUUACCCUCCAACCCCUGAGAUACCCUUACCCUUACCCUCCAAAACCCUUGACCCCAGCCAAGGGUCAAGGGUUUUGGAGGCCCUCAAGCUUCAGCUCCAACCCAACUUCACCCUGGUUGGCGCACGGUGACAGCAGGAGAAAGUCGGCUAAUUACGUUACAGUCAUUUGGUAG
Laccaria bicolor S238N-H82 is the source of this 579-nucleotide messenger RNA. RefSeq lists its product as uncharacterized. The coding region runs from base 1 to 579 and encodes 192 amino acids. The transcript is spliced from 9 exons. The record is from RefSeq and is a predicted model, not a curated record. NCBI's taxonomy places the organism in Eukaryota, Fungi, Basidiomycota, Agaricomycetes, Agaricales, Hydnangiaceae.